AAGAGUUUCAGCUGCUGAAAUAUUGGCUGACCGAGCACAGCUGAGAGAAAGAUGUGUCUGCAGUUUUCUUAAUCAACAAUUUUUCGUAUAUGUAGUUUUGUAAAUUUAUCUGCUGUUGUUUAUUUCCUGAGUGUUAUGCAGUUUUGUGUGAUUGAUUGAAAAGAUAUAUUGUUUGCCAACUGCUUCACUUAUAACAAAUUGAAAAUGGAUCCCCUAGACACGGAUCGUGAAUGCUGUCGCGCGAUGAAGAGAAAAAUGUUGAACACACAAAACGACCUGGAAAAGCGAAUGAGAGAAAUGGAUGAUUCUAUGAAAAGACAAAUGAUGGAUCUGCAACGUAAAAUUAAUAAGGUAAACGAAAGUCUUAUGUCAUUAUUGGAUUAUAAAAAUACAAAACAUCGAAAAACCAUGUUUCCUCUCCAAACCGAAGACGAUGUAUGUGAAAUGGACAGAAAAGUUGCAGAAUCACCGAGUGAAUUUGUGGACAUAUUCAGAAGAAUGCUAAUGCCAGAAGGCCUUACUAAAAAUCUUGAAAGAGUCUUAAGUUCAGAGCUUCUAAUGAAAUUCAAUUUUACCGGGACGGUAAAGAUGAUGGCUUUCGACAAAUUUGUCCACCUUAAUAAUGCUAUGUAUGAAGCUAUCAAAGAAGAUGAUCUCAGUUUCGUUGAAUAUACGAAGGAAGUUCGAGUGGCCUUCUUCAAAAUCAAAAAUCGUUUAUAUAAAUCUCGACAAAGACAUAGAACCGAACAAUAUGAUAAUUAAUUAAAAAUGUACUUUUAAAACAAAAGUAAAAACCUAUUAAAUUAUUUGACAUUUAA
This is a messenger RNA of Drosophila albomicans, 818 nucleotides long. RefSeq lists its product as uncharacterized. The record is from RefSeq and is a predicted model, not a curated record. The transcript has 7 exons. NCBI's taxonomy places the organism in Eukaryota, Metazoa, Arthropoda, Insecta, Diptera, Drosophilidae. Bases 205 to 762 code for a protein of 185 amino acids.